Molecule: messenger RNA, 3490 nt
Organism: Gigantopelta aegis
Lineage: Eukaryota; Metazoa; Mollusca; Gastropoda; Neomphalida; Peltospiridae
Product: brain-specific angiogenesis inhibitor 1-associated protein 2-like protein 2
Exons: 16
Coding region: 87-2444 (785 amino acids)
Biological process (GO): actin filament bundle assembly; positive regulation of actin filament polymerization; plasma membrane organization
Cellular component (GO): cytosol; nucleoplasm
Molecular function (GO): protein binding
Source: RefSeq, a predicted model, not a curated record
AAAAAAUACACAAAUCGUUGACUUUGCGAUUGAUUAUUUUUGUACGUCUUUUAGCGAUAUUAUGACCUUUUAGAUGAAUAUUUGUAAUGAUGUGGAACACAGAGGAAGCUUAUAAACUUACUGAGUCAAUAUACAGGAAUCUUUCAGAAAGUUUCAACCCAGCAAUUCGCCAAAUUAUAGCAUGUGGAAAAGCAUAUCAUAAAGCACUUAGUGCUGUGUCUUCACCUGCAAAAGCUUUCAUCGAAGCACUGGCCAAGGCAGGACACAAUGGGCAGAAAGUUGGUAAAGGUGGCACAGAAGAAUUGGGUGCAUCUAUUUUAAGGAUUGCUGAAAUUCAAAAGGAAAUGCAUACCAAGUUUGAGGAAUGUACUCGUGCAGUUUUUUCCGAGUUAAUCAUCCCAUUAGAAAACAGGCUGGAUAAUGACUUCAAAAAUGCUACAGCGGAACACAGGAAGUACCUGCAUGGACACAAGGGGUUUGUGUCCCCAUACAUCAAGUCACACGAAGCCCUGAGAAAGUUUCAAAAGAAAAGCAAAUCAAAGAGAACAUUUGAUGAGCAGAAAGAGUCCCAGUAUGUCAGAGCUGUUACAAGAUGCAAAGAGAAACUAGAUGAGUUCCGUAUCCAAGGAUUAAAACUGGCAUUGUUGGAAGAACGGAAAUACUACUGCUAUCUGCUAGAUAGACUGUCGUCACUCUGUAUGUUCCAGGCAACCUACUGCAAACGGGGUUUUGACAUGUUGAUGCCCAGUCUGUCUGAGUGGAAGCAGAUGAGCUGUCAGCCUCACAUCCUUCCCAGGGCAGCAGACGGCUUCCUUCGACCAAUCGAUGAUAGGUGUGAGAUGUCGAUGAGUUCCCCGGACCCGUACCGACAUCACAAUGGCUAUGGCUAUGCAAGCCAGGUUUCUACCUACAGUAGUCCGGCCCGCAGGCUGACCACCGAGCAGGCCGAGAUGAUGCACUACUCAUCAAAGGGAGACUAUGCUGUACCCGCUGCAGUUCUCAUUGGACAGAGCAAAACCCUGCCGAGAAAAGCACCCACAGGUCCCCCAGGGCUCCAUGGUCCCCUGCAGGGUCCACCACAGGGUCAGUGUGUCCGAGCGAUAUAUUCCCAUAUGGGUUCGAGCGAUAACCAGCUGACGUUUGCUGACGGGGACAUGAUCACACUGAUUGGGGAGAAGGCUGACGGAUGGCAGUAUGGAUACAACGCAAGGAAUGGAAAAUAUGGAUGGUUUCCGCUGUCUUUCACGGAGGACUCUGAAGCCAGUGAUCUUGAUGUGAGCCAGCCACAAGGACUCCACCAUCGUGCUAAGAGUAUCGGUGACCUGAUUGAUGCCCGAUCUGACAACAGCGUCUACUCAUUUGACACAGACGUGGCAGGCAGUAACCGCCGCCCCCGCUCGCUCUACGAGGGUUCAGGAAUGAGGCUGGUGCAUCCAGGACAGCAGUGGACGAGCACACCUAGGUUAGAUGACUCGUUUGCCUUCAACAGUAGUACAGAUAGUGCUCCUGUUGGCAAUAGUCCGGGGUCCUAUCCACUGCCUCCUCCCCCAGCACCACAGCAAAUCUAUCAGACGUUGCCUGAUGCUAUUUAUGAUAGGCAGCAGCUUAUGAGGAACAGACGACCUGAUUCUUUGCCAUCCCCGAGCAUGCUCACUCCAGGAAAACAUUUCAUGCAUGAUUCUUUUCCUGCACAUCCUAAUUACCCACCCCCAUCUCCUCCCUUGCCACCUCCCCCACCACCUCUCAUUGCUCAAGAUCAUUCAGAAUAUUCAUCACAAUCGGUCACCCCGGUAUCCACCCCGACAUCGCUUUCUCAAACUCCCACCCAUUCAAUGAGUUCGUCAGCUUACCCUACCUCCCUGUCACGCAGUCCUAGCGUGCGCUCCCUCUAUUACCUCCCUGUGGAGGUAGAAUGUAACCCUCCCCAGCUGCAGCGUAAACUAAGUACACGGUCGUACCACCCGUCAAUGGAGUACGCGUCUGCUACCCCUACGCAUCAGUCGAGACCUCGGUCUCACAGUCAGUCGAGUAGGAAAGACAACAAACGAUCUAAAUCUGUGGGCCGCAUUCCUAAUGGGAAAAGACAUUCUCCUAUCCCCCCUCCACUGCCCAAGAACCCUCCCCCAUCUAUUCCUCCUCCUAUUCCUAGGUCUUUUGAGAGUCAGAUUUCUAUGAGUAUGCACAAUAUUUCAUCUGUUUGCACCACUUUGUCUCAGAAUUCUGCACAUAGUCUCGGACUAGAGAGAGAUCUGCGCAAUCGAGGAGACAGUCCCAAUAUUCCCCCGCCUCAACCCCCGCACCACCCGGACGAUGUGUCGGAUCUGCCACCACCACCACCAACAGACUAUGGACAGGAUGACAGCCACCAAAGAAAUCCAAUGUUUGCCAGUGUCAAGCUUCGAAAAGCCGAGACUAAUGAUCGUUCGGCUCCGAGAAUAAACUAGACAACUCGUGAACCCGAAAACCUGACUGAAGGAUACCAUGCAAUGAUUUGUGUUUUGUAUUUUAUAUUUUUAAAUAGCCUUGUUAACAAACUCACUUUUCUUUUAGAUCAUAUUUAGGCAUGUAUAACCUUCAUAGAUGUCAUCAAUAUAAAAACAUUCCUUAUGCUUUGAUGGUAGCAGUAGCUCUUAUGGGUGCCUGCACAAAAUGAUUUCCACAUGGGUGAAAAUCUGCUUGCCUUAUCACAAAUUUAAAAUUACUGUCAAUUUGUCACAGGGUAAUUGCUCUCCCACAUAAUUUUUAAACCAUAGGCAUUGGGGAAAAAAAACCUUAAACAAAAGGGACAUUUUUAACUUUUCAUGGAUCACAUUGACAUGAGACUUAACUGGAUGGAAUGAAAUUAGAGAAAAUAUUUAAUACCUGUUGAUAAACCCCAUACAAUUUUAGUAAUAAAUAUUAUUGUUAAAUCAUGUUAGCCCAUAUCAUUUAAUUGGAUGUACUAAAAUUAGUUGAUGUAAGUUAGUUGGAUGAAGUCAUCUUGACACUUUUGUUUUUAAUUUUUUUAAAUAGUUUUGAACUAGUUCUUUAGAAGUGCAUUCAACCCAUGUUCAAUGGUAUGUAGCAUCAAUCCCACUGCGUGAACCCAUAUGGUUUUAUUCAAUUCCAACCGGUAUUAUCAGCCUUUUUUUGUGUUAUCCUAUAUUUGGCAAAGUACUUAUAAAAUAUUUUUGCCACAGAUCAAAAUUUUGUGUCACAAUUACCAUAUUUGUACAUCCAAUAGUUGCUGAUUAAAUAAUGUGCUGGGGUGUUGUUAUUUUUUGUAUAUGGUUCUUAACAUAGAAAGGAAUAUUCUAUGUGAUGUGUUCAUUAGAGGAUGGUAGAACACCAGGGUUAGCAGCUACUAACACCAGAGUUUGUGUCUGCAAUACCAGAACCUCUUUGGUGUAUAAUACAUGUUCUACUUUAAAACAUAAUGAACACCCUAACUUUCCUUUCUUUUCAACUUAUUUUUAUGCUUAUAUCUAAUUAAGGUUCAAGCGUGCUGUCC